AUUAAGUCAUAAUUUGAGAUUUUAAAAUUCCUCAAAAAGUGAACUCCUUCCAUUUAAAUGGCUGGAGACGUGAAGAGGAAGGACAAUGCCUGAGGAGACCCCAGGACCACACUUCCUUCCUGCUCUAGCAGUCUCGGGGCUUGGGCUGCUUCUCUCUGUCUACUUUCUCAUUCUGUGUGUGUGUGGUAAAAACAAAGAAAAGAAGGAAGAAAAGAAAGAAGAGACAGCACGGCUGAGGAAUGGGACAGAUUCACAGGUGAAUAGCAUUGCAAUAAAUGUUGAUGACAGUGUUACAGUCUUACAAAGUCCAACAGCUAAUGGACACAACAGAUAUAGUGGAGGAAGUCCUAAAGGUGGCUCCUCCCCUCACCCACCAGGGACCAAUCACAGAGAGCUGCCUCAACCUCCGACCUCCAGCAGGAACACCAUUGGAGGAAGGGCCAAUCCAUUCCAAGGUGAUAUCAGAAACAAGAGAAACACAAUAGGGGAGGCGGGGCUGACAGAGGACCAGGACGAUUAUGACCACCUGAUGCGACAAGGAUUCCAGAAAAACAACUUGAGGAGGUCUAAUUAUGAUCAUAUACAGCUUGGAGAGGAUGGUCAGUUCCAUGUUCAGGCGAGGAAGACUGAUGCUCCUGCAACAGAGGAAAUGCCCGAAAAUGACUACGCUGAAGUAGAGAGGGAGAAUAUUUAUGAAGGUGUAAAAGACAAGCAGCCAGAAACAGAACCUAAGGUGCAGGCGCCAGCUUCUUCAAUGGUAAAGAAACCGUAUGAUCCAUAUUCCAGUGUGAAUGAUGAUGAGGAUGAUUCAGGUGAUAUAGAACCUGAGAAGAAACCAUAUGAUCCAUAUUCAAAGUUGAAAGGUGACUCUAAUUCUGGAUCUUUUAAAAAGAAAAAUGAGACUGAGGAAAAUGUCAGUGCUAAUUCACAAGUUAAAAAGAAAGAGUAUGAUCCAUACUCUAGUGUGAAGGACGGGGACUCCAAUUCAGGAUCUUUUACUACAAAACCUUAUGAUCCAUAUGCCCGUGUGAAAGAUGAUAAGGAUGAAUCUAGUGGAGGGACUUUCAAGGACAUUGAUCCUUAUUCUACUGUCAAAGAAGAAAGGACACCAAGGGGAAAGGGCAAAGACGACCCCUAUACUAAGGUCAAGGACAUGGCAAGAAAUGACUUACCUGUGGAUGAAAUUGAAGACCCCUAUAAUAAGGUUGUGGAUGACCCUUAUAAUAAAGUGAAAGGUGAUGACCCUUACAAUAAGGUGAAAGGUGAUGACCCCUACAAUAAGGUGAAAGGUGAUGACCCUUAUAACAAGAUGAAGGAGGAUGAUCCUUACAACACUGUCAAAGGUGAUGAUCCGUACAACAAAGUGAAGGAUGAAGAGCCAGAGGAUCCGUAUAACAGUGUUGAUGAAGAUGAAGGAUCCCCUGAAGGGGCAGAAGGUCAGACUCACGACCGACCUACAUCUUAUCAGUAUUCCACCGUCAACAAAGUGAACCAAGAACUGAAGGGAGGGGGCUUUAGUGUGGUGGGGGAGUACGCACAGGUUAUAAAGAACAAGGACUCUGAAGUGAAUGCUAACCGGCCCCUCCCCACCCCGGCAGCUAAUGUUAUCCAGAGGGAGACGGACCCUUAUCAGUUGCCACCAGAACCACCCAGGCGGUACCAGGAGGAUUACAGUGAAGAAGGGAGUCAGUCGGGGGUGUCUCAUUCUACAAAUGGUCACACUACUGUAACGUCAGGUGGGGCCAUGGGGGGCAAUGGAGCAACUGCUGGUACGGGGGCUCCAGCAGCAGCAACAAGCAACACAGGCAGCACAGCAACAGAACCUACAAAGCAUAAGGAGCCCCCCUACCACAAACUGACUGCCCGGGAGUCCAUGGCCAGCAUCAAUGCCAGGCGGGCCCUCAACACGUAUGAAGAGGUUCCUGAUAAGGAGAAUAUGUAUGCUACGGUGGAGGGAGGAUCUGGUGAUGGCGUAGUGACUUCCAGGGGUGCAGCACAGAACAGCCUACGACCAAUCAGACAGGAGCUGUAUGAGGAAAUUCCAAAUGGGGAUCAGCUUCCAGCUCCCGCCCCUCCCUCCCUGGACACACUUCACCUGAUGACGGAGGGGAAAUCUAGACUGUCCGGUGACCCAGAAGGCAGUAACCGGUCAUCUUAUUCUGAGAGCCAGAAAUCCCCAGGGGGUACCACCAGCCCUCGGUAUUCCACAGGAUCAACAGAGGCCGCGGCCGUGGGAAUGAUAAAUCCAGCAUUUGAUGGUGACCCAGAUUCCAUGGGGAUUUCACUGGACCCCAAUUACACAACAGUGAGGGACUGCAUUCCUGACAGACAAGUGGAGGGGGACCCUAAUUACGAGAGCGUGGAGGAGGUCAAAUCUAAAGUACAGGAAGUGGAGGAGGAGAAACAACGGCAGGCCAUGAGGGAACGUAAGAAACGUCUACACGUGUACGAGGAGGUCGGGGAAGGGGAGACAAACCCUGUCAAGGAGCGAGUGCUGAGGGGACACAUGUACGAGGACUUAGACGGGGUCAAGACACAGAAACAAGAGCUCAAUAAGAAUGAGGAGGAUAGAAAAGAUUCCGACGUGUGGAAGAGAAGAUCUGACGUUUUCAGUGAAAAAUUAUAACUGCCAUGCUCUGAAUCUUAACUGCCUUCUUAAUGUCAAUGAAAAUGUAUUUUGUAAAAGUUUUGUUCAGUUGUGAUAUCUUUCGUAAUGUCUUUUUACUGUUUUACAAUUUUUAUAUUUUAGUUUUAUAGUUAAAUGUACAGUAUAUAUUAUUUCUGCAUCAUAAUAUAUAACAGCUGGUAUCCAACUCCAUUAAAUCACCAAGAAUAUUGUUUGAUUGAAUAUCACUUGAUAUGUUCUUGAUUUUUUUAAGCUUUCUGGAACUUAUACCUUUUCUUGUUUUAAUCUUGAAAAUAAUUGAUUUUUUUCGUUUAUACAUGCAAUAUAGCAUCAUGCAUUGCUAACAAAACCAGAAAAAAGCAAUAUCUUUAGAGUCAAUUAAACUAAUGUUAAUUAUGUAUUAAAAUUACAAUACUUCGGAAAUAUGAAAUGUUGCGCCUAUGACUGUAUGAAAUUAAAAGUGCUGCACAAAGUCAUGCACAGUCGAAUUAGACUUGGUCAUGUUCAAAGAAAAAUUAAAAGUUCAAUUGUAACAUCUCAACAAAUUGCAAAAUUAGUUAUAUCAUGAUUUUACCACAAAAUACCAUUUUAAUUUUUUUGAUUUAUGUCUUUGACUAUGAUUUUUCAAAAAUAAUUUAUAAAUUGAGCUCAUGUUCAUAUGAUUUUUUAUUUUAUAUGUUAGAGACAUACAUUUUGUUAUGCAUAAAAUACAAAUAGACCAAAGAUUUUUGUGUAACUCAUUUUGAAAACACUUGCACACACAUAUACAUGUAUAUCAUUUUUAUGUUUUCAUUAAUUUGUUAAAAGUUCUUGUUAUUUUCAUGUUUUGAGACAGAAAUGAAAGUGAAUGAGAGAAAAAUCACGAUUUUAGAAAAAAGCUUGUCAAAUGUAAGAUAUCAUAUGAUGGAUAAAUGUUCUUUAUCUUGCUGAAAUCCAAGUGCAAAUGAACUGAUUGAAUUAUUUUUAGACAGAAAGACUGUAUUUAUUCAAUGCUACAAAUAACUGACUGAUUGAAUAAGUAUAGAGUCAUACCUAUGUAUUCCAGUAUUUGCACUUUCAAAUUUGUUAUUUCUUGACCAGUGAUUUAGUUGCUAAGAAAAAUCAUACAAAUAAGUAAGUAAGUAUUAUACGUAAAUAUAAUUAGUAAAUCUUAAGAAAAUAUGUUUCACAUAUCAGAAAUUAUAUUUUAUCCUGUUAAUUAUUUAUUAUUCAGACAGGUUUUAAUUAAAGAAGUACAUCAUCUUACUGUUGGCAUAUAUUAUAUACAAUGUAUAUAAUGUAUUAUCCAAAUUCAUGCAUUUUGACUGAUAAACUUGUAUGCUUUGAACAUCCUCUUCAAUUAUUUACCUUGUAAUUUCCACGUAGACUGCAGGGGUCUACAUGGAGUGAUUAAGUUGUUUUUUUUUUUUUUUUUUUAAGAUCAAACAAUGUAUUUUAGGUUUGGUAAAAUUUUUAUAAGUCCAGGGUAUGUAAAUUUGAAAGUAUGUAAUUUUUUCUCAAAUUUACAACAUGUAGUAAAAAAUUAGCACCAGAAAUGCCCUUCUGAAACAUCAGCUUUUUAAAUUUAAUUAAAAGACUUAUUUAUUCAGAACUAUUACCACAUGAUAGACUUAUGUGUUGUGAAGUACAGUGUAAAAAACAUUGAAAUAAAAUUCAAAAUGAAA
Molecule: messenger RNA, 4290 nt
Organism: Saccostrea cuccullata (small rock oyster)
Lineage: Eukaryota; Metazoa; Mollusca; Bivalvia; Ostreida; Ostreidae
Exons: 8
Coding region: 86-2626 (846 amino acids)
Source: RefSeq, a predicted model, not a curated record